Molecule: messenger RNA, 1615 nt
Organism: Neomonachus schauinslandi (Hawaiian monk seal)
Lineage: Eukaryota; Metazoa; Chordata; Mammalia; Carnivora; Phocidae
Gene: CCDC63
Product: coiled-coil domain containing 63
Exons: 10
Coding region: 16-1587 (523 amino acids)
Biological process (GO): cilium movement; outer dynein arm assembly
Cellular component (GO): axoneme
Source: RefSeq, a predicted model, not a curated record
CAGCAGUUCAGGAAGAUGGUGGAAAGUCGGAAGUCCUUUAACUUCCGCUCCCAGCAGAAGAUCUCCAACCAGCACAAGGAAAUCAAGGCCCUGCAGGGAGAGCAGGAAGAGAUCACUCUGCUUUUGGGUCUCAUCAAGUCCUCGAAGAACUUGGAUCUGAAUGAGAAGAACUACAUGGAGCUGUGUUUCCUGCUGCAGACCAAGGACGACUAUGAGGCCCUGAUUAAGUCAAUGAAAGUGCUGUUGGCAGAACUGGAUGAGAAGAUUGUUCAGAUGGAAAAAAAAAUUAUAAACCAAAAACAGAUCUUCACAAAGAUACAGGAAGCCAAUGACCCCCGGAAACUGCAGAAGCAGAUCCACGUUCUGGAAGCCCGUUUGAAUCUCGUCACCGUGCACUUCGACAAGAUGCUGACCACCAAUGCUAAGCUCCGGAAGGAGAUUGAGGACCUGCGGUACGAGAAGGCUGCUUACGACAAUGUGUACCAACAGCUCCAGCGCCGCUUGUUGAUGCAGAAGAAAACCAUGAAUGUGGCCAUCGAGCAAUCUGCCCAGGCCUAUGAGCAGAGGCUGGAAGCCACGGCUCGCAUGGCUGCCAUGAAGGACCGCCAGCAGAAGGACAUUUCUCAGUACAACCAGGAGAUCCGAGAGCUGGAGCGUGUCUAUGCCCACGAGACCAAGCUCAAGUCCUUCUUGCUUAUCAAACUGAAUGACCGUCUGGAGUUCGAGGAGCAGGCCAAAAAGGAAGAAGCUCUCAAGGCAAAGAAGCACAGGAAGAAGGGCAAGGGUGAGAGUUUCGAGAGCUAUGAGGUGGCCCACCUCCGACUGCUGAAGCUGACCAAGGAUGGGAACCUGAAUCAGCUCAUCGAGGACUUUCUGGCCAAGGAGGAGAAGAACUUCGCUCGGUUCACGUAUGUCACAGAGCUCAACAAUGACAUGGAGACAAUGCACAAGAAGACCCAGAAAAUCCAGGAUGAGAUCAUCUUCUUGCGAUCCCAGCAGAACUCAUCCCAUGAUGACAAUCACUCCGUCCUGAGAGAGAUGGAGGAGAAACUGAAGAAGACCACAGAGGAGGCAGAUAGGUAUGAGAACAGCUACAAGGAAAUCAGCAAGACCUUGGAGUAUCUCAAGAACUCGGUGGAGAAUCUGUUUAAAAAGAUUAAUUGUGAUGCCACCACAAUCCUGGGGCACUUAGGGGAGACGGGGAAAAUCACGGACAACAACCUUCCACAGUACUUUGCCAUCAUUGAGAAGAAGACCAACGACCUGCUGCUGCUAGAGUCCUACAAGCGGAUCCUGGAGAUGGAAGGGGCAGAGACUGAGGUCCAGCCGCCAUUUGUCAACCCUUUCUGGGGCGGCUCUGCCCUCCUCAAGCCUGCAGAACCCAUCAAGGUCGUCCCCCCAGUGUUCGGGGCUGACCCCUUCGGCGACAAGUUGGAUGAAGUGGAGCAGGCCCUGGACCACAGCAGCCUUCGGCAGCUGGUGCUCAGCAACUAUACCGCGAGAGAGUUUCGAAGCAGGGACUUACACUCAGACAGCAUACCGGAGAGGGGGGAUGAUCUGAGGCUCAAGAAGAAGUUAGCGAUCUGAGGCAGAUGGUGCUGCGUUUGUACCUUAA